AUGGACAGUUUGGAGGGUCUAGAGCAGCGAUUGGAUGGCAUUGAGAGAAGUGUGGGUGAUUUAGAUGGAUUAGGGGACUCGGAAAAUGUGUAUGUGAAACUUCAAGUGCUGUCAAUGGAGGUCAAACGGUUGUACAGGGAUGGGAUGAGGUGUUCCAAGGUAUUCUGGAAGCUGGUAGAGGUGUUCGUGGCCACGCAGACGGAAAAGAUAUCAGAAAAAGAGCAGCUGGUCCUGGAGACCUGUCUGGAGUCAUUUGAGGACAUUUUGGGCGAGUUGCGGCGCCUGGAGAUGUGGUGCAGUGCGGAAAACUUGGAUCAAGUGCUUUCGUGCGGGAUGUUGGCGGUAGGGAAGGACCAGGGUUAUGCAGAGACAUCGAAGCUUCCCACACUGCUCGGGUCGGUUUCGGCUCUGAUCGUCGAGACCAUGGGCCAAGUGUAUCGCUUCUUGAACAUGAUUUCCGCGCAGAACGAGAUCUGGAGCGAGACGGAGCUGAGGAUGCGUUCUCUUGAGCGACGGAUACGCGCGAUCGAAGAGUCGAGGGUCGUCUGA
Lachancea dasiensis is the source of this 549-nucleotide messenger RNA. Lineage: Eukaryota; Fungi; Ascomycota; Saccharomycetes; Saccharomycetales; Saccharomycetaceae. The record is from the annotation of a GenBank genome assembly.